Ramularia collo-cygni is the source of this 942-nucleotide messenger RNA. Its product is annotated as probable 60S acidic ribosomal protein P0. Gene Ontology annotation, biological process: ribosome biogenesis; cytoplasmic translation; ribosomal large subunit assembly. The transcript has 2 exons. Bases 1 to 942 code for a protein of 313 amino acids. Gene Ontology annotation, molecular function: structural constituent of ribosome; large ribosomal subunit rRNA binding. Lineage: Eukaryota; Fungi; Ascomycota; Dothideomycetes; Mycosphaerellales; Mycosphaerellaceae. Gene Ontology annotation, cellular component: cytosolic large ribosomal subunit. The record is from RefSeq and is a predicted model, not a curated record.
AUGGGUGGCAAAUCAGCAACCAAGGCCGGCUACUUCGACAAGCUCAAGGGCUUGCUCGAGKAGUACAAGUCCAUCUUCAUCGUCACCGUCGACAAUGUCUCGUCGCAGCAGAUGCACGAGAUCCGUCAGUCGCUCCGCGGMGAGUCGGUCGUGUUGAUGGGCAAGAACACCAUGGUUCGCCGUGCGCUCAAGACCUUCAUCGGAGACUUCCCCGAGUACGAGCGCCUCCUCCCUCACGUCAAGGGCAACGUUGGGUUCAUCUUCACCAACUCCGACCUCAAGGAGACCCGUAACAAGAUCUUGGCCAACCGUGUCGCCGCGCCUGCCCGUGCUGGUGCCGUCGCUCCCGACGAUGUCUUCGUCCCGGCCGGAAACACCGGCAUGGAGCCCGGUAAGACUUCUUUCUUCCAGGCUCUCGGUGUCCCCACCAAGAUUGCUCGUGGUACCAUUGAAAUCACCAGCGACUUGAAGCUCGUCACCGCCGGCUCCAAGGUCGGUCCUUCCGAGGCCACCCUCCUCAACAUGCUGAACAUCUCUCCCUUCACCUACGGCAUGGGCAUCUACCAGAUCUACGAUCAGGGUCAGACGUUCGAGUCCAGCGUGUUGRACAUUGAGGAGUCUCAGCUUCUCAAGGCCUUCAGCUCGGCCAUCACCACCGUUGCCUCGCUCUCCUUGGCGCUCAACUUCCCAACUCUCCCAUCCGUCAUGCACAGCUUGGUCAACACCUACAAGAAGGCCAUCUCCUUGGCCAUUGAGACCGACUACGAGUGGGAGGCCAUUCACGAGCUCAAGGACCGCAUCAAGAACCCAGACGCCUAUGCUUCAUCUGCACCAGCUGCUGCUGCCACCACUGAGGCUGCUGCCGAUGCCCCUGCUGCCGCCAAGGAGGAGGAGAAGGAGGAGUCUGAGGAUGAGGACAUGGGCUUCGGUCUCUUCGACUAA